AUGAGCGAUGACUCUUCGACAUCCUUGGAUGACCUGAACCUAGAUGAUUCUUCGGAAUCGGACCUGGAUGACCCGAACCAGCCAGUAGCAACGGAACAAGCCCUGCCUCUGGCUCUUCGGCCUCUGCCUCUGCCGCUGCCUCUGCAGGCUGAGUCGCUGGAGGCUCUGGAGGCCCGCGUCAUGCAAUACGCGAUCGAGUGCAUGACUGAGAUGGCAGUGAUCGAGCCUGGGUUGAUGCGUGUGGUCAGCGCACGCACGGGGGUCCGGGUCUUGGCCAGAGUGGCUUGCUGCAAGCGCCGACAGCGGCAAAGCCACGGCCGGAGUUUUGUGGCGGCUGAGAUCGGCCAGUUCUGGUCACACAGUUGGCAUGGCUCACCAUGGAACAAGCUCUUUUUGCUUUUGGCAAUGCAAAAAGGAUUGAAUGCCAUCCUUUGUGGGACUCUUGCCGGCCUUGUUGCAAUGGCACUCUUUGUGGCUGGCAUCCUUCCAGGUGUUCCCUGGCCAUCUCUGCUGGGUGAAGAUCGUAGCGUGCUGCUCUCGUUUUGGUCCACUGCUGCAGGAUUGCUGGCUGCUCUUCCAACACUGGCCUUCAGCAAAGGAAAUGGCUCCGUCUUCUUGGACUGCAUCUGCGUCGAUCAGCAAGGUAAGGCCAAGAAAGCUGAAUGCAUCAUGAGUCUGGGCGGCUUUCUCAAAAAAUCCAAAACCCUGAUUUCAAUGUGGGACACGACAUAUUGCCAGAGACUCUGGUGCCUGUUCGAGCUGGCAGCCUUCCUGAAAAGUCACGGGGACAGUGCAGAGGCACUGGUGGUGAGACCUACAGUGCUAGGGGCGUGCACAUGCGCCCUGGCUUGCGGCAUGUCUGCAACCAUGGUGAUCACAUUCUUCAUCCGAUGGAAUGAUCUCGUCUUGGCGGCUUUGGUCUUCAUGGGUUGGGGCUUCCUAGGUUUCACGGCUGCGGUAGCUGCUCUGCGACAUUACUACGAAUCUAUACGGGAGAUGCAGGAGCAGAUGCGAAACUUCCAGAUCGACCAGGCAAAGUGUUGGUGUUGCGAGAAGGGGCACCAAGGGCCAAAUGGGAGCGUUCUCAGUUGCGACCGGAAAAUCCUGACCGACUGCUUUCGGCUCUGGUUUGGGAGCAUCGAGGACUUCGAGAUACGCGUGCGGUCGUCAAUAUCCGGCGCGUUGGCAUCACAGCUUGGAAGACAGGCAUUUCCUUACCAUUGGCUCUUGGGCUGUACAUCGCCAAUGUUGUGGUGUGAGAUGGACCUGUUUGCUUCGAGGUAUUAUGAAGACUCCUUGCGACAUCUCCCAAAUUUAUUUGGGUGGUGGCUGGGUGGGUUUCCACUACUUGUAUAUUGGGUCAUGUUUCUAUCCGAAAGAUGCUGUCAGCCGGCCAAAUCGAGAUGGCUAAACGCACUGCAGACGAUCUCCAUUGCUCUCCUUGUUUGCCCAGCUUAUCUUGCCCUCUUCGCCUACCAAUUAUUGCUGUCAUGGAUGUGGCCAGGGCGCAUUCCGGGAGCUGUCCUCUUUGCAGCCACGACAUUUCUGGUGGCUCAGAUACUCUGGCAUCCAUGGUAUUUCAAGCGACUGCUUUGGACGAUGUUCCAGCAACCCUAA
Molecule: messenger RNA, 1617 nt
Organism: Symbiodinium natans
Lineage: Eukaryota; Dinophyceae; Suessiales; Symbiodiniaceae
Source: the annotation of a GenBank genome assembly